UCAGUCCCGCUGCCGCUUCCGGGCGCCACCGCCCCGCCCCUUCCCGGCGCCCCAGCAUGGCUGCCCGGGUGCUGCUCGCCCCAGCCCGCGGCUACGCAAGGAAGGCGGCUACGAAGUCCAAAGGCAAGAACGUGGCGAAGGAGGUGUGCACGGACCCUGCCAUGCUCGCCACCUAUGCCAUGGGGGUCAAUUACUUCAAGGACGGCCCGGAGGUGGCCCUGAAGCCGGACUCCGAGUACCCAUACUGGCUCUUCAAGAUCCACCUCGGGCCCCCCAAGAAGCUGGAGGAGCUGGACCCCGACUCAAUCGAGUAUUGGAGGCGCCUGCGGAAAUACAACACGUGGUACCACAACAGGUUGAAGAAGGGCAAGAAGCUGUAGGUAUUGCAGAGCUCAAGGCACGGGGGCCACCCUGAGCGCCAGUGCGGCUGGCGCUGGGACCAGCUCCCACUUUCGGUCUCUUCUUGCUAUAAGCUAGUAAUAAAUCUCCAGCGAGGCUGA
Phalacrocorax carbo (great cormorant) is the source of this 500-nucleotide messenger RNA. The record is from RefSeq and is a predicted model, not a curated record. Lineage: Eukaryota; Metazoa; Chordata; Aves; Suliformes; Phalacrocoracidae.